AUGGCGUCAAACACGGAUGCAGGUCCAUCCGACAUCGAUCAACACAACGGCAUGUUCUCAACCACAGCUAUUGAGAGCGGGAUAGGUAGCGCCCUCAGACCACAUCACAAGAUUUCGGUCCAGUAUCCCUGCGAGAACCUUCUUCAGAACGGCGAGCAACUGACCAUACUAACACCCAACUGCGAAGAUGCCUACGAACCACUCCCAUUGGUUCCAGACGACGAUGUCCAAGCGAACUAUCCUUGGCUGGGGUAUGAGGACACGCACUUCACCCACUUACAUCACAUCGCUGAUCAAAACUCCGCAGUGCCCAAGACGGACUCUCUGGAAGGCGACUUUGCGCCCACGGAGGACCUCACUCGAGACAUGAAUGCCUGCCUUCCUUACCUAGCCCUGACGGAGCUUCAGGUGGUGACGUACCGCACAACUGGCGUUGCUUUGGAUGGUGUGACCAGGGUGCGCAUUUCUCGCACGACAACGUUCGCUCACGGCGCUGGCAACACCACGGAACUUCCUGCUGCGGUCUAUGAGACUUCUCUGAGUGACGUGUACUUCGACAUCUUGCGCGCACCAGCUGUGCCCCAGUACUGGCAGGAUAUCGUCUCUCUGAUCGAGCAGGUCAACAAUCGCUGCAUACGCCAUGUCAAGCGCCGAGUCGGGGAGGCGCUGUACGCAGCCCUCUUUCCGAGCACUUCUUGGAGGGCCCCGAGAUCCUUACCGGUUGCUGACAGCGUGGCAAAGCUCGCUGUGUGCCUCAACAAAGCAGAGCUCGAUUCGUUCAACGAGAAAUUGCCGCAGGAUGAGAAGCUUGCUCAGUGUCCAUCGUGCCUAGAGGACUUCGACAUCGGAGACUCCGCGAGAGUGUUCAUGCUACCUUGCUCGCACAAGCACUGCCUAUGCGGAGAAUGCAUGGAGCAAUGGGUAAAACAAAGCAGCCCACAACACGCUCGCUGCCCCCACUGCCGACGACAGAUCGCUAGCCCGCAGUUCGUCUCCGAACUUGCUUCGAUGACGCCAAACUACCUGAACAUGAACGCCCCCUUCCGUUUCGACACACGCUACACCCGCUUCGAGAACGAGGAGAGAUCUUGGGCAGACGUGGACCGGACGCUUGCGGAGUCUGAUGAGACCUUCAUCUUGGUUGAUGCAGAUAUCCUGGUUGCUGCGUGGUACCGUGCCCUUGAGAGCUUCGACGAGAACGACGCCCUCUACCUCCGGCCCGGUGAAGCACCCGAAGCCAACCACUUCCAAGAAGCGUUUCUCGACGGCAUCGAGGACUACCAUGGCCAGACCAUGCAGAUGAAGGAUUUGUUCCAGAGCCUACGCAAGAGCGUCCUGAGACGAAUGCGGAACGAGUACCUGAUGCACGGCAUGCAGCACUACAUGGACGAGACGAGCCUGCAGCAUCUCCAACAGAACGAGGAGCUGGUCCCCUUGAGGCCAGGCUUCGGCUGGUGGAUGGACAGAGUCCUCAACCGGGUGCUCAUGUUCCAGGUCGUUCGUGCUUGUAACGAGUACCAUGAUCCUACUUCGCACUUCUUCCACUCCGAGUCGAACCCUGAGGGUUGGCAUCAUCAUGGUGACAGGCACUUCUACGUCCAGAAGAAGGAUGCGCCGGCUGUGGUGCGGUAG
Messenger RNA from Zasmidium cellare ATCC 36951, 1632 nucleotides. RefSeq lists its product as uncharacterized. Bases 1 to 1632 code for a protein of 543 amino acids. The transcript has a single exon. The record is from RefSeq and is a predicted model, not a curated record. Lineage: Eukaryota; Fungi; Ascomycota; Dothideomycetes; Mycosphaerellales; Mycosphaerellaceae.